Messenger RNA from Caenorhabditis elegans, 2546 nucleotides. RefSeq names its product Dendritic cell-specific transmembrane protein-like domain-containing protein (gene spe-42). Gene Ontology annotation, cellular component: membrane. Bases 29 to 2353 code for a protein of 774 amino acids. The record is from RefSeq and is marked reviewed. Lineage: Eukaryota; Metazoa; Nematoda; Chromadorea; Rhabditida; Rhabditidae. The transcript is spliced from 15 exons.
UUUAAAAUCUAACUGAAUUGUAUCAACUAUGGGCUUAAUUGGAUUAUGGAAUGUAAAACGUCGAGCCAAUCGAGCUGUGAGAAAGUUUCAAUUUGUGGUUAAUAAUAUCAGACGAGAAAAAUCAGGUCAAAACCGAGUUUUAAGAUAUUCUGAACGUUUGAAAAAAUGGUUGUCCGUUUUAUAUCCUCCAUGGAAAAAGGAAAAAGAUGAUGGGAUUUAUGACAAUUUAUUCGAAGAUGGAACAAGAGCUAAUUCUAUUGUACUUCUAUUCCGAAACAUCCUAAUGAUUGAAUUAUUUGGAAUAGUUAUGUAUUUUCUGUUGUCGUUCAAAUAUUCACAAUACCCGGAGUUUAUUGGAACUUCCAUAUCCACAAUUAUCCACGUUUUUCUGAUUUUCACUUUGAUAUUUCCAAAAAUGAUGACGUACUUUAUGAUUUCUAUCCACGUCAUGUUGACUACAAAAAUCAAAAACAUAAUUUUAAUUCUUCUUGUCACAAUGGCUUUUGAAGGUCCUGCAAUGAAUGUUAUUGGAAAUAUUCAUCAAGUAGCUUCUGGUGUUGCCUGCGUUCAAAUUGAUGUUAUGAGUUCAAGAAAUGAUGUGGAAGGGAAUGUAAUGGAUAAAGGAGCUAUGCUUGUUUCUCGGUUUCGUGCACUUCUUCAAAAUGUAUCUGGUCCAAUGAAUAAGGUCAAGAAAAUGCUAUUGGUUCUAGAUGAAAAGAUGACAAAAUUUGUGGACAUCAUGAGGCGACAUUAUCGAGUUAUAGCCAACUUGUCAAAUCAAUGUCGAAAUAUGCUCAAAACUCCCUAUACAAAAUGUCUUGAUAUUUUCGACGACGCAUAUUUUUAUUGUAAGGGGAAAGCUCGAUUUUUUGGAAGCCACGGCGAUGCUUGUGAAAUGAUUCAGAAAACUGCAAAGAUUUGCCAUCAAGCAAAGGGUUUCUCAACGGAAGUAUGUUCUUUACCUUCUAUCAUUGGAAAAGGAGUUAAAGGAGCAGCUGUACCAUUUUAUGCAGCUUACUUUCAAGCAAUUGAAUUCGCGGUGAAAAAGAUUUUCUACGUACACAUUGAAGCAGCAAAAUGGGCACUGAAGAAAGUGAAUCCAGUGAUAGAAGAGAUAAAAAAGGCGAAAAACAUUCGAGCUGAAUACCAGUCAUCUGAUGAUGGUAAACCAAAUGCUGCAGAUGAUACAACUGCAAACUUGAGAGCAAGUAUAAAGAAAAGUUUGAUGGGAAUUGUGAAUGUAUACAUACGGAUUAUCAAUAUAAUUUCAUUUAUUCUUCGAUAUUGUAUCAUGCCAGGAUUGCUCAUAUGGCCGUUCAUCUAUACACUUCGGUUCAUGUAUAACUACAACUAUAAUGACGACUUUAAAAACCGUUUUCUCACAAAAGAAUUUACAAAAAUUGAUCAAGAUUGUGCAUUUCGCGGAGCUCGUAAAGUCAUGCCAUUAAUGGCAAAUGAAUCAAAGCAGUAUGUCAGUCGAGGUCAGUGGAAAAUGACAGAACAAGAGCGACCUAAAUUUCGAUUAGAUAUUUUCAUCACAAUUGUCAGUUGUGUCACUCCUUUCUUUAUGUGUAUGCUUGAUUAUGGUAUAUUUACGACUCUAUCAACUGUUCAUACUUUAAUGAACCGAACAAAUAUCGAUACUCCUGCUCAUUAUGAAUUGAAAGUUGCUGGAAAUAGUUCAAUGUCAGAUGUGAUGAAUGAAUUUCUCGAUGUUUUCAGUCCAUUUACUAAAAGUAUUCGAGACCGUGAAAAUCGUUGGAGACGAUGUUUCAACGAACCAAAUCCUCCAAACUAUACAGAAAAUAUGGUGAUGUUUCUCAUGUUUAUCGCUGCACUUUUUCUUUGUCGAUUGAAGGCAUAUUUUGGAAGGCAAACACUUGUAUUGGCAGAUUACUUCUUUCCGAAUCGAGUAAGAAUUCGUGCAUUGAGCCUUUAUAACAAAAUUUUACAAAGUCGACGAAAUUUGCUGACAGAAAUGUUAGGAAAUAAUAAGAAAGAUGUAGUGGGUGGUGAAGAUGUCAUAAUUCGGAGAACAAUGCAAAGUCGUGGAUUCGUGUGCUCCGAUUGUGUAAAAUGUGAAAAGUACGAUAUGAAAGUGUCUGAUCAAGAAAAUGUGCGAGUGUGUGUUCAUUGUAGUGCUUUUUACUGUAUCAACUGUUUCUCAGUGACUCUUUUCUGUGUGAAAUGCGAGGAGGAAAUGCAAUGUAUUAACGGGAUUGAGCUAUACUAUGAGGAGAGUAACGCAAUUAUUGAUGACUCAGAUAUUUCAUUGAGUGAACGCGAAGACGACGAACCUGACAAAGAACCAACAGAAGGAACAACCACCACCGCAGUAACCACUGUCGUCUGAAUGAUGUUUGAAAAAUUAACUUUCCCGCCGUUGGGGAAAGCGCGCUCCAAUGACAAUGUACUUUUCGAGUUCAAAUUUAUUUGCCUUUUGGCGCAGUUUUCGAAAUGAUUUCGUUCAUUUAUUAGUUUUCUUAUUAUUUCCUCGAACUUCAAUGAUUAUUUUCCAAUUGAAUUCAAAUAAAUUAUCAUUUAAA